Molecule: messenger RNA, 1509 nt
Organism: Closterium sp. Naga37s-1
Lineage: Eukaryota; Viridiplantae; Streptophyta; Zygnematophyceae; Desmidiales; Closteriaceae
Source: the annotation of a GenBank genome assembly
AUGGCGGCUUCGGGUGCGUCCGACGGGAGCGACAUCUUUAAGCGGAGCAUCAACCUGAUGAUCGUCUCGGAUCUUGACAACACCAUGGUGGACCACAAGGACCCCAAUCACGAGUCGCUGCGCGAGUUCGCGUCUCUCUGGCAGUCCACGUUCGCGGGGGACUCACUGCUCGUCUACUCCACUGGCCGCUCGCCCACCCUCUACAAUCAGCUCAAGAGCCAAGUGCUGCUGCUCACGCCUGGGAAUGCGGGGAUCACCCACGGUCCGUGGGUUUGGGAGGAAUAUCUCGGCCUUGUCUUCCAUUUCAUUCAACCCUCUUUUCCCCUCACUCCCCCUCCAGACAUGGUGAUCAUUGGGCACGGAGAUCACCUAUGGCGCGUCCAUGCAACCGGACAAGCCCAGACGGCACCCCCUCUUCCCCACACACCCUUUCCCCCACGCCUCUUUCGCAUUUCCUCUCCAGACAUCGUGAUCAUGUCAGUGGGCACGGAGAUCACCUACGGCGCGUCCAUGCAGCCGGACAGGGGGUGGGAGGAGUAUUUCGGGCCUCACUCCCCUUUCUUACCCACUCUCCCCAUCAUUGCUCCUCCCCUCUCCUCCAGACAUUACAUUGUGAUCAUGUCAGUGGGUACGGAGAUCACCUAUGGCGCGUCCAUGCAGCCGGACCAAGGGUGGGAGGAGUAUUUCGGGCCUCACUCCCCUUUCUUACCCACUCUCCCCAUCAUUGCUCCUCCCCUCUCCUCCAGACAUUACAUUGUGAUCAUGUCAGUGGGUACGGAGAUCACCUAUGGCGCGUCCAUGCAGCCGGACCAAGGGUGGGAGGAGUAUUUCGGGCCUCACUCCCCUUUCUUACCCACUCUCCCCAUCAUUGCUCCUCCCCUCUCCUCCAGACAUUACAUUGUGAUCAUGUCAGUGGGCACGGAGAUCACCUAUGGCGCGUCCAUGCAGCCGGACCAAGGGUGGGAGGAGUAUCUGAACGAUGGGUGGGACAGGGCCGCCGUGGUGGACGUGGCUAAGGGCUUUCCACAGCUGCGGUUCCAGGCGGACUCAGAGCAGCGGCCGCACAAGGUCAGCUUUCACCUGGAGAAGGACAAGGCAGGCAACGUGGUGGAGGAGCUGAGGGGCAAGCUGGCGCAGCGAGGGCUGAAGGCGAAGGUGAUAUACAGUGGGGGGUACGAUCUGGACAUUCUGCCGGAGAGGGCGGGCAAGGGGCAGGCCAUGGCGUACCUGCUGCGGCAGUUCACGCAGCACAGUGGGGGGGCGCCUAAGCACACGCUGGCGUGUGGUGACUCGGGCAAUGACGCAGAGCUCACAGCACAAGUAUUACAUCUCUUCCAUGUUCCCCCUUCUCCCUUUUGUCCCAUCCGCCUGCAGGUAUCCAACGCAAUGGAGGAGCUGGUGGAGUGGCACAGGGCGCACCACAGCACGGACCAUGUGUUCCGGGCCACCAAGCGCUGUGCAGGGGGGAUUAUCGAGGCCAUCAAGCACUUCAAGUUCGGCCCCCAGUAG